UACAAAUUUUUCGAUUACUCUCAUUUUACAGUCAAGAUUGGGUAUCAAUUACUCUUCGGUACUUAAUUGCUCCCACCCUCUACCUCGUUUGUCUUAUAAUGUUCUGUUCUUGAAAUGCUUGUGAAACCUUCCCUUCCCUUCAAAGUUAAAGUUUUGUUUUGAAGGAUGGUGAGUAGGGAUGACAAUUCUGAUCUGACCCGUUUUACCCGACCUGUUUGAUCUGUUUUGGGCGGGUCCGACCCGGCCCGUAGACGGGGCAGGGCGGGCAUGGGUACCUCCCAUCGAUCUGACCUGCCCCGACCCUCCCCAUUCUUGACCCGUUCAUCCCUAAAUUAUAUGUAAUCUUAGUCAAAUUAUUUAGGAUUUCCUUUUAUUACCUCAUAUUUUAGCUGUAAUAAACUUGUAAAUAAGUGAAAAUCUUAAUUUCUCCAAUAAUUUAACUACAUUUCAUCAUAUUAUGGUUUCUUCCUUGGUAUUUUAAUGAAAAUAAUGAAUAUUUAAAUAUCCAUUGGGUCGAUCUGCCUCGACCCGCGUCCCGUGAUAAAAUACCCGACCUGCCACGGGGCGGGUAUGGGUAUCGAGAUACCCGCCCCGGACCUGCCCAUUGUCAUUCCUAGGUGAGGGGGUUUCUACCGGUCUGAGCCGUUCUAGUGGUUAAAUGAUUGAUUAUUGACGAUACAUGCCAAAUAUGCUCAGAAUGGUCGUGCUCUACUUCUGCAAUACGAUGCCCAAUCGGAGGAAUGGCGAGCAGCUUCCACUCCAAUGGCUCCUCACCACAACGAACAUCUUCCUGUCGAGGGAUCUACGGGCAUGCGACGUAUUUCCACUCUGUAAUCUUAAUCUCAUGAUGGCUUUUGCCCACAAGGUGGGAUUUUGGUUAGUUUUGAUGGGCAUGGCAGCCGGGAAGCGUUGGAGAUAUUGGAUUUGUUGUGUUCUCUGCUAGUGGGACUCUACUGUUUGCAUACGGUAAACAUUAUCAAGGUAUUACUGACUUGUUCUUGAUUGAAUUAUUAGCAUUACGCGAUGCAGUUUCCUUGUGUUUAACACAUGGUUAUAUUGUUGUUAAUUUUUGUUAGAAACUAUGUUUUCUACCACGAAUACAAUUUUGGACUUAUUUGUCGCAUUAUUAUUGUUUGGGUAUUUGGAUGUUAUUUGUAGGUUUUGGGGUUAUUUGGGAGUAUUUUGUUAGGAUUAAUUAUUGGGGGUAGUUAUAAGGAAUUUAUUGGUUUAUAUAUUAUGUGUUAGUGGGGUUUUUCUUGUUAAGCAAUAACAGAACAAUUAUUCACUAAACCAAGAAAUCUCCCUCUGUCCCUAGCCAAAUUCCCCCCUCUCUCUUCCCACUUGUGUCGUCUGUCUCCCUUUCCUCUUGGAGACCUACUUUUGCUUCCUCAUCCCAACUUCUCUCUUUCUCCCCUUAUCAAAUCCCUAAUUCGCACCACAAUUCUCAAUUCUCUAUCAAAUCCCUAAUCUAUGAACCCUAGACGUACACGCCUAGAUCCGUAUUUUUACAGUGGUAUCAAACCUGGUUGCCGUGGGGUUCCUGAAGAUGACCACUUCGACAGACAAGCAGCAGAAAUAACAGAAGGAUAUCGUGGUGCUCAAGGAUGUGUCAAAGGACGAGUUGUUUCUCAAGUCCCAAGAAAGUAUGGUGGAGGUUUCGACACUAACUCAAACCACAUCGCAUGGUACCGGAAGGGCGAUUGACGUGAUAGCGUUAGGAUCGAGACUGCGAUCGCAAAGAUGGUGAAGGACCUGGUCGAAAGGUUUGGGUAAACUUUGACCCUGGCGUUAGGGACGACCCUAAAUGAGAUCCUCGUGUCAGGGAGAAGCUGCGACAAGGGUUGGUUGUGGCGAAGGAAGCACCGGAGCAGCUGGCUUCGGUCAGUGAGGAGUCACUGUUGGACUAAGAGGCGAAAAAGGAGACUGCCGCGGUUGCUGAUGCAGAGGCUAUGGCCUCGAUAGAGGGUGGCUCGGACACAUGUGACAUUGCGCUAGGGCUCAUCAGGGGUCGAGAAGAUGGCAUCCUCGGCAACGAGAGGAUCGAGAGGAGGCGGUGCGGAGUUAAGCCUCGAUGUUGCGAAUUGGGCAUGCCCGAGGUUCAACGGGCGGGUCUGUUACCUAGCCCGAUGACCUAGGACAUCUUGGAGUUUCACGGAUUGAAGAAGCAGGCGGGCUAUGAAGGUGAGCCUUGGCCAGUGGGCAAAAGCGCUGGGUGGACUAGAAUAAUAGACUACCCGAGUUAUACCGACAUAGUCCCGGGGCGAGAAGAUGAGGAGCUAAGUUUGACGGGGUAAGGAGGCAUCUGGGCUGACUCGGGACUUUUAGGGGCUGCAUCGGGUUGGUUCUCCUAUCCAAACCUUAUUUUGGCGAUCGACCUAACCCGACCGGUCCGAGUGGAGUCGUUCAAAUCUAGGCGAGUCAAACCUGAACCGAAUCUGGUUGGACUGAACCGAAUCUCCAGAAGACGGGCAACAAUGAUGAUGGACAGUUCAGGGUAGCAUGGGUUUACUAGGGGGAGUAGGGAGCAUCUUUAGUACAUUUUGAUAGAAGCGGAAAAUGUAUCAAUUAUGAGAGUGAUAAACAAUAUACUUUGAGUGUCAUCAUAAAUAUCCCACACUUGAACUGUGUUUGUCCCCAAGCAAACAGUACUUAUGUAAUUCAUAGUCACUACACUAGUCUCUCUAGAUCACAUGAAAUCCCUAGGUUAAUUGAUUCAAAGUAAGAUUAGCAGUGAACUUGUAGGUUCAUUGUUUCUUCACUUCGGAUUAGCACUUUCUUGAGUUUCUUAGGUUGUGCUUGAAUGAGUCCCCAUAUAUAGUGAAAUCAUCCAUGAAUACCUCCACUAUGUCAUCAAGGUAACCAUCAAAGAUGGCUAUCAUGCAUCUUUGGAAAGUAGCAGGGCAUUACAUACAUCAAAAGGGAUUCUUCGAUAGGCAAAGGUUCAAUAGGGGCAUGUGAAAGUUGUUUCUAUUGAUCUCCAGGAGCAAUGGGUAUUUGAAAGUAACCAGACAUUCAUCAUUGAAGCAAUAUAAGUCAUUUCCAACUCAUUUCUCUUGCAUUUGAUUGAUGAAUGGUAGAGGUAAGUGAUCCUUCCUUGUAGCGUCAUUAAGCUUCCGAUAAUCUAUGCACACUCUCCAUUUAGUUACUUUUCUUUGAGGAAGCAGAUCACCAUUAUCAUUAGGUAAAACGAUCAUUCCUCCCUUCUUUGGCACCACUUGAGUAGGGCUAACCUAUUUGCUAUCGAAGAUGGGGUAGAUGAUUCCUGCUUGAAGUAGCUUGAUUACUUCCUUCUUCACUACUUCUUUAAGAUGGGGAUUCAAUCUCCAUUGAGGUUAUAGUACUGGCUUAUGGUUCUCUUUAAUUAGUAGCUUAUGGUGUUCCUUAAAUAGCUUAAUCAUUAUUAAAAAAAUAGCUUAACA
Messenger RNA from Linum trigynum, 3419 nucleotides. NCBI's taxonomy places the organism in Eukaryota, Viridiplantae, Streptophyta, Magnoliopsida, Malpighiales, Linaceae. The record is from the annotation of a GenBank genome assembly.